GUAGUAACCAUUCAGGAGGUCAGCCACAGAGAAAGCAAUAAGACCCCUCCAGGCAUCAGCGAGCGCCAGUUUGGCUUGAUUCAAAGUGUUCUUUUUGUAGGUGGGAUGGGGGCUCCAGAGGGUUUGCAAUCAGGAUAGAAGUAACUACGUUCACCUAAGAAACGCCAGACUUGGUCCCUGGACAAGGGAGGGAGGUUUGGCCCCCAACGAGGCCAUCGAAGGUUUAGAGGGAAGGCUCAAAGAGAAGGCUUAGAGGGAAGGCUCCAGCAUGAAGAGAUGUUGAAAGUAGCAUACAGGGAGGUUCUUCCCGUUCAGAUGAUGAGAGGUUCACAGGAGAUCAAGGUUAGAGUUUGAGGUUUGUGAUCAAGAUGACAUCCUGAGAUGUCCAGACUUGAAAACAUGUUCCUCCCAAUUAUUGAUUUAUUUCUAGCAGUUUUGCGGUCUAGAGAGGCAAAUAAGCAAUGGUUGGGCCAAAGGGUAACUUCACACAGCACUUUUAACGGACAAACACAUUGGACACAUUACCGGACCGUGGGCCAGCCCAAUAACGUACAUGGACAUCAGCCUCAUCUCUGGCUGUGGGAAGAAGGUAAGGAAUAAGGAUAAGCCCUUGGCCCUUGGCCCUUGGGGAGCUGCAGAUAAUAGAUACAAGAUAAAAAGAAGAGUUCGGGAUCUCAUAUUGAGAAAAGAGAAUGACAGUUUCCAUGCCGUUGAUGAUGCGGGGGGCGGUAGGCUUUGGCUGCUGCCCCAUGCCCGUGCGUCCACCUCAAAACAGCCUUCCAAAUUGCUUCCUCGGCCGCCGCCUUAAUGAUCAUGCCUCCUCUCGAGUCAUUGUUCGCAGAAAUAGAAGAGGAAUUGUGGCGAUGAGCAUGGAGGCGGGUGUUGGCGUCAUGGGGACAAAGCUCGGAAUGAUGAGCGUCUUUGAACCUGAGGGCACUGUUGUCCCUGUCACCGUCAUCGGCUUCCGCGAGGGCAACAUCGUCACUCAGGUUAAGACCCCCGCCACCGAUGGUUACCACGCCGUCCAGGUCGGAUACCGCCGCGUCCGCGAUCGCAAGCUGACCAAGCCCGAGCUUGGGCAUCUGGAAAAAGCCGGUGCCAUUCCAAUGCGCCACCUCCAGGAAUUCCGCCUACAGUCCGUUGAUGGUUUCGAGCCCGGGGAGCGGCUUGUCAUCGAGGACAUACUCAAAGAGGGUGAUCUCGUUGACGUCUCUGGCAACUCUAUCGGCAAGGGUUUUCAAGGUGGAAUAAAAAGACACAAUUUCCGGAGAGGGCCAAUGACUCACGGUUCAAAGAGUCAUCGAGCCCUGGGAUCCAUUGGUGCUGGAACAACUCCAGGGCGUGUAUACAAGGGCAAAAAGAUGCCUGGAAGGAUGGGAGGAACCAAAACUAAAGUUCGGAAGCUGAAGAUUAUCAAGAUAGACACUGAGCUUCGAGUUGUCAUGAUAAAAGGUGCAGUACCUGGAAAGCCUGGCAAUCUCCUUCGCAUUACUCCUGCCAAGAUUGUUGGCAAGAAUAUACCUAAGAAUUAGAACUGAGUUACCUCUUUGGCAUUUUUCACUUGGUGUAAGCUUAAGUUUCCAGUUCCCGGUCUUUGUAUUAACUUCCAGCUUCUUUUCCUCCUUCGCUUUUGUUUGUCAAGAUUAAUGAUGUGUUGCGAUAAUUA
Molecule: messenger RNA, 1666 nt
Organism: Dioscorea cayenensis subsp. rotundata (Guinea yam)
Lineage: Eukaryota; Viridiplantae; Streptophyta; Magnoliopsida; Dioscoreales; Dioscoreaceae
Product: 50S ribosomal protein L3, chloroplastic
Exons: 4
Coding region: 693-1532 (279 amino acids)
Biological process (GO): translation
Cellular component (GO): chloroplast envelope; ribosome
Molecular function (GO): structural constituent of ribosome
Source: RefSeq, a predicted model, not a curated record